AAUGUGGGGCUCUCUCAGGGGUAACAUUAGAGUUACAGAUUACUCUUCUCAGAAGCUUCUGGGAAGAGAAAUUGUUUGGUGUGUUUGAGGAGCAGAAAAAAGGCUAGCAUGCAGAGAUUAAGAGGGAGUGUGGUACAGGGUGAGGUCAAGGAGGUAAGGCUAAAUGACCAAGAGCCUCAUAGACCAUUGUAAGGAACUGUGGCUUCAAUCUAAAUAGCAUCAUUUUAAGCAGGACACAGUAAGAACACAUGAAUGGAGGGAGAAGAUUUCUUCUUGCCUCAGUUCUUGCUCUCCAGAAUUCCAGUUUUAUCUAUCCAUCAUGUCAGAAGUGCUUCUCUCGACUAAUCCUGGUCUCCAAAAGGUCUAAUUGUCCAAAAUGUGGCUCCACUGGUAAAGCUGAAAAUGCCAGUUACAGAUAUAAACUUUCCUUAAAAGUUGCAGAAUCAAGCAAAUUGUUUGGCAUUACUGUAUUUGGGAGCUGCUUAGAUGCAUUUUUUGGUCUUACAGCCACUGCUUUGCACGGGUACAUUCAGGACCAUAAUGAAAUUUCAGAAACACUGGACAGUGAUGCAAUUCAGAACCUAUUAACUAAAGCAGUUGAAAUUUGCUUCAUUGGACAAAGCUUUAUUUUUGGAGUGACGAAUUUUGGAAACCAAUAUGGACGAGUUUCAGAUUCCAAUAACUUCUUAAAGCAACGUUCUGACCACAAGAGAGAAGUAAGAGCACUAAUAGCUUGCCAGAUUGUUCUACCAGACCCAGGUGUUGCAGGCUUCACUGUCAUUGACUACUUCCAUCAGUUUUUGCAGCUUUCUUAUUUCAGGAAACUUCAUGAUGGCUCCCAGGCACCAAAUAGCCACUUACUUGCUUCAGAACACACAAAUAGUGAUCUCAGCAGCAUAUGUGGCCCUGACAGCAGUUCUGGUUUCUUCAAGUCCCAUGGCAGAGAUAGUUUUUCAAGAUUCUGGCAGGCAUCACUUGAACUCACUUACACACUUUCACACCUAACAGGUGAUGAUUUUUCAGCUUCAGAACAAAGCAAGGCCAUUGGUACUCUUCACCAGAACAGAAAGUGCAUCUCUUUUUCCGAGGCUACUGGUUCCCAUAGCUGCCAUGAUGCCUUUCAGGGUUCUUGGAGCCUUGUUUCAUACAUGGAUAAAAAGAGUACAGCCCAGAAGUUGGAUGAAGAACUUGUCUUGCAAGCUGAUCAGCCCAGUGUAGUCCAUAGCAGUCAUGAAAUCGGAAUUGUUGACUCUAAUUUUUUCCCUUUGAAAAUGCGAGAGCUCCUGGAGUCAAAUAAUAAAAAAUCCUUCCACAGCACAGUGGAAAUUAAAAAUCAAUAUUCCCAGCAUGAGCUAACCUGUGACCAGUAUCUUGAUUUAGAUAACCCCCCUAGCCUUCAGAAGAGAUCUACAUGUUUUACACCUUCAUCACUCAGACUUGAAGAAAUAGCUAGUGGUUCCCAGGACUGUGACACUGAGAUUUGGGAUGAUCUGCCAUUCUCUGAAAGCCUGAACGAGUUCCUGGCAGUUAUCGAAAGUGAAAUUGCUACAACUCAGACACAUGCCAGUAAUAGGAAAUGUCAUCUAGAUAAUAUCGAUAGAUUACAGGCAGACCACGUCAGGUUAUCUGUGGCUUCCCAGAGAACUACCGGAGCCUUGCAUACACCACCUGUAGCUUUAAGAUCAUCACAAGCAACAGUCAAGGCAAGCUGUAGCAAAGAUAACUUCUUUUCCAACUGUGAAGCAAAUUCAAGUCCUUGUGUUCAAAAGGAGUCACAGUUAAAUAACACAGCAGAGGUUGUCUCUAUAAAUAGUAAUGGAAGUGAUAUUUCUGAAUAUUUUCCAUCAAAUGCUUAUCUCUCAGCUCUGUUUCCAUCUUCAAAAAGUUUAGGAACAACAGUUACUCUGAAGUCUACCAGAAUUCCACUACAUAGGGCUGAAAUUUCACUUAAGCUCACUACUUCAGAGAGUGACCAUUCUUGUCUCAGUAGCAAAUACUUCAAUAGAUGUGGAGAAAAAUCACUUUCAGAAAUGAGUGAAAAGUUGGUAGCUUUGGGUUCUAGGAGAUAUAAUGAUGUUUCUGACCUUUGUAACUUAGAAAAUAAACAACAUUGUAGAUGGCCAAAGAACCAAGAUGACAGUUUUACAAUUUGCAGGAAACUUACAUAUCCUUCAGAAGCUCUUGGCUGUAGUCCAGAUACAACUACAAUUACACUGAAAGAAAUGCCUUGUAGACAUAUCAAUAAUAACUUAACACAGAACUAUUCUACUGGUCACGAAGGUAGCUACGAUGCUUCUGCUGAUCUCUUUGAUGAUAAUGCUAAAGAAAUGGACAUCACAACAGAAAUUAUGAAAAAGUCACAGCAUAUUUUGUUACAGUGGGGAAAAUCUUUGGCAGAAAGUCAUCAUAUAGAAUCUGAUUUUCUAAUGAGAUCACUCCCUGAGAAUUCCAGCCAGUUUUCACAAAAAUUGUCUUUGCAAAGUAUGUCUGCCACUCUAUGUCCAAGAACGUGCUCUUCUCCACCUCAUUGUCAGUCAGAUGCAGAAUAUGAUUUUGUAGAUAGCCAAGACUUUGUUCCAUGUUCACAGUCAACUCCAGUUGCAGGAUUCCACCAAACAAGAAUUCAUGGGAUGAAAGGAGCUUUCAAAAACUUACCUGACCUUUAUUUGGAUCUUGAUGGUAACUAUAAAAAAAGAAAGAUUUCCUCUGAAAAUGAUGCACAGCAAGCCACCCCUAGCUGUCCAAACAAUGUAAGGACACCGAGCCAGAAAUCCAGAAGCCCUGUUAUAUCUGGUAUUCCACAACCAGAGGUUUUCAACAAUAGUCCUUUUGCUGAGUGUCUUGAAACUGAAGAUGAAUGGGUCCCUCCUACCACUAAAAAAGUAUUUCCUUCAGAAAUGCUUGGAUUCCAAGCCUUGAGUCUAAGGAAAUGCUCUGCUGCCUGUGAUUCUCCUGAUCAAAAAGAACCACCGAGAAAGAAACUGAAAUGUGUCAAACGAAGAAUUGAAAAAUGUUUAAUUAAAAAGGAGUUAAAGAACAUGUUUACAGCAGGAGUAACAAAACAGAAAACUCUUAACACAAGUUCAGACUGGUUUUGCAAAGAGUCAGUUUUGGGACUUGAUUCUUGUUCAGAAGUCAAAUGUUGCCUUCCGUUUUCAAAAAAUUGGCCACCUUCUGUGCCUGAGACUAAAAGCAGUUGGUCUCCUGAAUUAUUUUCAUAAGUCACCUGAACCUAAUUGCUAAACUUUUAAAAGUAAAUCUGUUUGGAAACUUGGCUCCCGUGGUAUGGAAGGCAAUCUUGCCAUUUUGAGAACUUGAACAGAGGCAAAUAGUAAAUAGGUAUCGUCGUGCUUUUUAAAACAUAAACCCUUUGUUUGGGUACGUGGGUGUUGCAGUCGGUUAAAUGUCUGACUCUCUUGAUUUCGACCAGGGUCAUGGUCUCAUGUUUUGUGAGUUCCAGCCCCACACUGGGCUCUUUGCUGAGGGUGCAGAGCCUGCUUGGGAUUCUCUGUCUCCCUCUCUCCCUGCCCCUCCUGUGCACACGUGUGCUCUCUUUGUCAAAAAUAAAUAAACUUAAAAAAAUAAAAAUAAAAAAUAAAGCCAUUGUUUUUUCCAGCAUACAUUUGUUCAAACACUUUGGCACUUUAUCUUAUAUUGUUGAUUGUCCUUUAGUAACACUGUUAAUUUUGCUUAUUAAAAGUAUUUGUUAAAAUCACAUGUAUAUUUAGAAAUAAAGCUUUUGCAAACCAAAA
Neofelis nebulosa (Clouded leopard) is the source of this 3752-nucleotide messenger RNA. RefSeq names its product DNA damage induced apoptosis suppressor (gene DDIAS). The transcript is spliced from 5 exons. NCBI's taxonomy places the organism in Eukaryota, Metazoa, Chordata, Mammalia, Carnivora, Felidae. The record is from RefSeq and is a predicted model, not a curated record. Gene Ontology annotation, cellular component: nucleus; cytoplasm. Gene Ontology annotation, biological process: negative regulation of intrinsic apoptotic signaling pathway in response to DNA damage. Bases 249 to 3221 code for a protein of 990 amino acids.